ACGGCGGUUUGGGUCAACUUCUUCCUCUGGCUCGUCAUCGCCGUUCUGGUGGUCGUUCAGCAGCGGCGGAGCUCCGGGUCGAUUUCGACGCCGGCCGGCGCGCUCUUCGGCGACUCUUCCACCACUGCGUCUGAGACCGAGCCGUUUUUCAACCCUCCCUCCAGGCCGCAUUGAAGUUACAACAACAAAUUAAAACGYGUGUGAACGGCGGAACGUACGGUCGGUGAUAUGAAGCUGCGUAAUCCAAAGAUUUAAAUAUUAUUUUGRGUUAAACGUCAGAAUUUGUUCAUUCGGAAAGUUUUUCCCGCUGCAGCUGACCACAGGGGAAAAUGCUUAUUUAAUUGUUAUUUUAAYAUUCUGCACGUUUCUUUGAUGUUAGUGGCCAUUCUACUUACAGCCUUUGUUUCAUUUAKUAAUAGUUA
This is a messenger RNA of Austrofundulus limnaeus, 422 nucleotides long. RefSeq names its product transmembrane protein 179B. The record is from RefSeq and is a predicted model, not a curated record. Lineage: Eukaryota; Metazoa; Chordata; Actinopteri; Cyprinodontiformes; Rivulidae.